GACUCGUGAGAGGUCUGUUGAACAUUGAGUUUUCUUAUAUUACCCGCUUUUCAGGUCGAAGUAAUUCAGUAUGAGCGGUGAACCACAAGCGAAACGUGUCAAAAUGAGUGCUCUGGAGCAAUUAAAACAGUUUUCCACAGUAGUGGCUGAUACCGGGGAUUUUGAAGCUAUGAAAGCCUACAAACCUACAGAUGCCACAACCAAUCCUAGUUUGAUCCUGUCAGCUGCUGGCAUGGAUCAAUAUCAGCAUUUGCUCGAUAAAGCGAUCAAACAUGGGAAAGAAACAGGCAGUACUCUUGAGGAGCAAAUUGCAGAAACUUUGGAUAUGCUGAGUGUUCUAUUUGGCUGUGAAAUUCUUAAAAUUAUUCCAGGCAGAGUCUCAGUAGAAGUUGAUGCAAGAAUAUCCUUUGAUAAAGAUGCAAGCAUUGCAAAGGCUAUUAAGUUAAUAAAUAUGUUUGCUGAACAAGGAAUAAAAAAAGAAAGAAUAUUGAUUAAGCUGGCAUCUACAUGGGAAGGCAUUCAAGCUGCAAGAGAAUUGGAGAAGAAACAUGGGAUCCAUUGCAACUUAACACUGCUGUUUUCAUUAUAUCAAGCGGUUGCUUGUGCUGAAGCCAAUGUCACACUUAUUUCCCCAUUUGUUGGGCGUAUUUUAGAUUGGUAUGUUGACCAUACAAAGAAAACUUAUGCAGGCAAAGAUGAUCCUGGUGUGCAGUCUGUAACCGACAUUUUCAACUAUUACAAAAAGUUUGGUUACAAGACUCAAGUCAUGGGCGCUUCAUUCAGAAACACUGGUGAGAUUCGCGAACUUGCUGGCAGUGACCUGCUCACUAUAAGCCCUAAACUUUUACAGGAACUUGCUGACAAUGAUGAACCACUAAAGAGGGUUCUUGAUCCCAAAGUUGCUGCUGAAUGUGACAUUGAAAAAAUUUCGCUUACCGAGGCACAGUUUCGCUGGCAUCUUAAUGAGAAUCAAAUGGCUACUGAAAAGCUUUCUGAUGGCAUAAGAAAGUUUGCUGCAGACACUAGAAAACUAGAAUCUCUAAUCAAAACUUUACUCGCUAAAAAUUAAUUGAGUUAUACGUUUUAACGACGUUACAAUUUUUAUACUUGUUGUUUUCUUUAUUAGCAAUGGACGAAAUAUUUACAAAAAGAAACUUUUACAAAAGUUCUAUGGGUUGCCUGACUGGUGCUAUUAUUAAUUAGAAAUUAGUCGAGUGUGACUCUUAGGAUCGGGUUGCAAAUUCCGAAAUAAAAUAUAUGUGGUACAAUUAAUAUUUUACACAUAUUAGUUAUUCAAAUUGCGAAACAUAUACAGUUAAGGUUUUCGUAUUGAAUUGUUACGUCUUAAAAUAAUAAAAAAAAACAAGUGAAUAUAAUGUGGGAACAAUGAAAAUAACAUUCCAAAUUUAACUGAUUUUUAUGAUUAAACUUAAGCUUGGGAUGUGGAAUUUACUAUUUUUGAUAUUC
Diatraea saccharalis (sugarcane borer) is the source of this 1467-nucleotide messenger RNA. NCBI's taxonomy places the organism in Eukaryota, Metazoa, Arthropoda, Insecta, Lepidoptera, Crambidae. The record is from the annotation of a GenBank genome assembly.